Gossypium raimondii (Peruvian cotton) is the source of this 1241-nucleotide messenger RNA. RefSeq names its product derlin-2.2. The record is from RefSeq and is a predicted model, not a curated record. Gene Ontology annotation, cellular component: Hrd1p ubiquitin ligase ERAD-L complex; endoplasmic reticulum membrane. Gene Ontology annotation, molecular function: ubiquitin-specific protease binding; misfolded protein binding. The coding region runs from base 165 to 899 and encodes 244 amino acids. Gene Ontology annotation, biological process: endoplasmic reticulum unfolded protein response. The transcript is spliced from 6 exons. Lineage: Eukaryota; Viridiplantae; Streptophyta; Magnoliopsida; Malvales; Malvaceae.
CGGUUCUUCUUUUUGUUUCUUUCAAAAACCAAAUCUCUGUUUCGAUCUUCAAAGCCCCCCCCCCCAAUCCAUAGUGAAAAUCAAAUAAACAAUUUGAUCCAAUUAGUCUUUCUUGGGUUAAAUUUUAUUGCUAUUAUAGAAAUUUCAAAAAAAAAAAAACCUCAAUGGCUCAAGCUAUUGAAGAAUGGUAUAAGCAGAUGCCCGUCAUCACCCGUUCUUAUCUCACAGCUGCAGUAGCUAUCACUAUUGGCUGUUCUCUCGAAAUAAUAUCACCUUAUCAUCUGUACUUGAACCCUAAACUUGUGGUUAAGCAUUAUCAAUUCUGGCGCCUAAUUACUAACUUCCUGUACUUCCGCAAGAUGGAUUUGGAUUUCAUGUUUCACAUGUUCUUUCUCGCCCGAUACUGCAAACUUCUUGAAGAGAACACAUUCAGGGGAAGGACUGCAGAUUUUUUUUACAUGCUUUUGUUUGGAGCUUCUGUCUUAACUGGCAUUGUGCUUAUAGGAGGAAUGAUACCUUAUCUGUCAGCAUCAUUUGCCCGAAUCAUAUUUCUAAGCAAUUCAUUGACAUUCAUGAUGGUUUAUGUAUGGAGCAAACAGAAUCCUUUUAUACAUAUGAGUUUUCUGGGUCUUUUUACCUUCACAGCAGCUUACUUGCCCUGGGUGCUUUUGGGAUUCUCUGUUCUUGUUGGUGCUAGUGCUUGGGUGGAUCUGCUGGGAAUGAUAGCUGGUCAUGCAUACUAUUUUCUUGAAGAUGUAUAUCCCCGAAUGACUGGUCGCAGACCCCUAAAGACUCCAUCUCUCAUCAAAGCGCUGUUUGCAGAUGAGGAUGUAGUGGUAGCACGGCCGGAAAAUGUGAGAUUUGCUCCACCACCUGCUGAGGAACUUCACAGGGAUUAAUCUGCCGUAUGGAAACUAGACCAACGAAGUGUACCUUGGUGGGGUUGAUCUCUGCUUGGACAUGACAAUUGCCUACAAAAGUGUAGUUUGCCCCUUCGUAAAAGCGUUCAAGCUUACAUUGCUAAUCAUGAAAACAAUAUAUCUUGAUUCGCAUUAGAGGUUAGCUAUGUAUAUAUGACCUACUACAGUUAUGCUGAUUUGGAGAUUUGAGUUUUGUAAUUUUAUACCUACACUGAGUGCUUUUGGUUGGUAUAUGAUGCCCUUUGUGCAUCUGCUAUGACCCAAGCAGCAUUAACUCACAAAUUUAAUGUUUUACCCCUUUUCGUGGCGGAACUCUGAUCA